ACACUUUCCCAACGCUACCAAACCAUUUCAUUCACUAAAAAACUAGAAGAUGGGGAUGGUUGUGGUGAUUUCUCUUCCUUUCAUAAUCUUCUGCUUAGUUCUUGGUUUUGGAUGUUACUUCUUUGGAAGAGCCAGAGGAAGGAGAGAGGUUCAAACCAACCCACAAGUUUAUGGGAUGCCAGCUCCACCCCCAACUGCAUGUGCUUCACAUCCCCACUCCAAGCCAGACAACACUGAUAAUGUUUGAUCUCAAAUUAUCUACUCAGCUUCGCUUCGCUGUUGUGUUGCACAAAUACAUAUACGUCAUAUAUAUUGGGUUUCGUUUGGUGUAAUUAUUCACUCCAAUAAGAUUAACCUCUAUUUACUUUUUGUCUGUUAUUUACUACCCCUUGUUUCGAGGUUGAAAGUUCAAUCAACUUUUAUUCUUUUUUAUUGUCUCAAUUCAAUUUUGCUAAAGUUGUGUUUA
Glycine soja is the source of this 466-nucleotide messenger RNA. RefSeq lists its product as uncharacterized. NCBI's taxonomy places the organism in Eukaryota, Viridiplantae, Streptophyta, Magnoliopsida, Fabales, Fabaceae. Bases 50 to 247 code for a protein of 65 amino acids. The record is from RefSeq and is a predicted model, not a curated record. The transcript has a single exon.